Drosophila subpulchrella is the source of this 4678-nucleotide messenger RNA. RefSeq names its product osmotic avoidance abnormal protein 3 (gene Kif3C). Bases 70 to 2040 code for a protein of 656 amino acids. Gene Ontology annotation, molecular function: ATP binding; microtubule motor activity; microtubule binding. The transcript has 6 exons. Gene Ontology annotation, biological process: microtubule-based movement. NCBI's taxonomy places the organism in Eukaryota, Metazoa, Arthropoda, Insecta, Diptera, Drosophilidae. The record is from RefSeq and is a predicted model, not a curated record.
GCUUUCACAAAUGUUAAGUUCCCAUUAUUUUGUACACACAAUUAGAAAUGUUUUGAAUUACGUAGAAAAAUGAGUGAAAAUAUUAAAGUUGUAGUUCGCUGUCGUCCUAUGAACAGAAGUGAAAAUGAAAACAAGUGUGAAAACAUUGUUGAAAUAAAUGAGUAUGCAGUUUCCGUGACAAAUCCUUCGGCUCGCCUCGCUCCAAAAAAAAUGUUCAUAUUUGAUAGUGCUUAUGAUAUGAUUACGAAAACUGAUGUGAUUUAUAACGAAAUGUGCUAUUCAUUAGUAGAGAGCACUAUCGAGGGAUAUAAUGGAACCAUUUUUGCUUACGGCCAGACAGGAUGUGGAAAAACACACACAAUGCAGGUACUAGGCAACGAAAAUUUAAGCAGCGGCAGUGGAAUAAUUCCUAAGUGUUUUGAUCACAUAUUCGAGACAAUAUCAAUGGCAAAUAAUGUCAGAUAUUUGGCCCUCGUAAGCUAUUUGGAAAUUUACAAUGAAAAUAUUCGAGACUUGCUCAAUACAAAUGAAAGUACGAGCAUGAUAAAUCAUUCUCUUAAAGAAAUUCCAGGUAUUGGUGUUUCAGUUCCCACGCUGACCACGCAUCCCGUUAUUAGUGCAAACCAAUGUUACGAUUGGUUAAACUUGGGAAAUAAAAACCGUGUUACAGCAGCGACGUUAAUGAAUGAAAAAAGCUCCCGUUCGCACACUAUAUUUACUAUUACUUUGGAACAAUCUCCAUUUUUUAAUAGUAUUGCGACAGAGAAUGACUUAGGAGGAAUACGCCGAGGAAAAUUAAGCUUAGUUGACCUAGCAGGUUCAGAGAGACAGCGUAAAACUGGAGCUCAAGGAGAUCGACUUAAGGAAGCGUCUAAAAUUAAUUUAUCACUUUCUGCCUUGGGAAACGUAAUUUCAUCUUUGGUUGAUGGUAAAGCAAAGCAUGUACCGUUCAGAGACUCAAAACUUACACGUCUGCUCCAGGAUUCCUUAGGAGGCAAUACAAAAACUUUAAUGAUAUCCUGUAUUUCACCAUCAGACAUAAGUUAUGACGAAACUAUAUCUACACUCAGAUAUGCAAGCAGAGCAAAGAAUAUUUCAAACAGACCCAUAAUCAAUGAAGAUCCUAAAGAUGCAAAGCUUCGUCAGUACCAAAAUGAAAUAUUAAAUUUGAAAAGAAUGCUUGAAGAGACUCAACAAAAAAUGCUUUACAGAAAUGAUGAAAAAAUAAAAUUAGUUGAGUUACCUAUGGCAAUUUUAAAUGUUCCAAAUCUUAAUUCAAGGAAAGAGGAUCAAAUAUCUGAAUCAGGUGAAGAUCACGAUGUACCGCUAAAAACCAUAAACUCAAUAUCAAUAAAGCCAAGUCACUCCUCUAUUCAAUCAAAGGAAGAAAUGCAAUUGCAAGCCCGAAGUCGCAUCGACUUCAUUAAACGCACUUUAGUUGGAGGUGAACGUGUUGAUGACUUCAAACUAAAAGAACAGCACAAAGCUAGAAAAUUUGCAGCACAACGUCACUUAAGUGCUAUCGCCUAUGCAUUAAGCAGAGUUAAAUGUGAGGAUCGUGACCUCUUGCAGGGACAUUAUGCUACUAUUACCCAAGAAAUAAAUAUAAAAAAUAAUCACAUUAAAAACUGUAAAGAAAAAAUAAAAAUGCUUGAAAUGGAAGUUUCCGAUUUAAGUUCAGAGUUUCAGCUGGAUAGAGAGGAUUAUUUAGACGAAAUUCGAAAUCUCGGCCGUCAUAUAAAGUUUUAUCAACAAUUGGUUUAUAAAUUGAAUCCGAGUUUUCCCAAAAAUGGCAAAAACUGGACCCCGGAUAUUUUAUUGCGAAAUUCUUCAUGGAAUGAUGAACUUAAGAUUUGGAGGAUUCCAGAGAUAGAUUCAUUUAAACUUCCCCCGGCUACUCCAAAAUCAGGAUUUCAUCGUAUUCAUAGUUCAACUAUCGAUAGUAAUAAUGUAAAACAUAUAAACUUUAAAAUCAACAGAGAUGCUAAGGUAACGGAAAAAUAUAUCAAUUAUAAAAAUAAUUUGAGGAGCAAUAAAUGACCAAUCACGCUGUACUCGGAUGCCACCUGUAGCUUUGCACCAGCGCAAGGAAGUCCAUUUUCUGUCCUCGAUAGAUGCGAACUUGCCUAGCUCGGCAUCCUGGUCAGCCGUUUGACUUUGUGUAGUUCAGUGUGUGUAGUCCAGCCACCGAAAGGCACUUUACAGUGUUCAAGAAGUAAAUAAAUGAGAAUUAGACAAACAUCAAGUAAAUACAAAUGAACAUGACCUACUACCAUUUGGAAAACAAAAUAAACAACAAAUGUUUCACUUUUGUAUAAAAACUUUUCGUUGAAUGUUAGAGUGACCGCUGCAAUUCAGUCAAAAACUAUCUUUAAGACCAUACUAAAUAAUAUUAAUACACAAAAAAUACGAAGGCACAGUCAUACUUUUUUUUCGAAGACUUUUCAAUGUUACGUUUGGUAUGAAAAACAUAUCAAAUUUAUUCGAAUUCAUAUCAAUAUGAUAUAUAAUCAUACCAAUUGAUAUGAUUUCGUAUCUAUUUGAAAUGUGAAACACAAAAAUAACGAUUAUAUUAACGGUAAUAUAUUAUAAAUUAUAAAAAUCACAAAUUUUAAAAUUAUGAUGAAAAUGGAUAGGCAAUCCAAAGAGAAUCACAAUGGUAUUUUCCUUUUCCGCGUGUGUCUGGUUGAUUUUUUGAUUAAAAAAACAGAUCAAUAAUCAUUAUUUACAGUCCCUGGAAAAAAUGUUUCUAUAUUUAAGUACAGGAUACAGGAUACAGUAACCAAGUGGUCUUGGCAUUGCUAACGGAUAUAUAUAUAUAUAUAUUGAUUUCAAUGAUAUUACAAUUUCUCAUAUUAUUUUAAUAUCAUAAUAAUUGAUAUUUAAUACAAAAAUGUCUGAUAUCGUCGCAAAUUUUGAAAUCAGAUCAAUAUGAAUAUCGACUUACAAUUAAUCUAAGUUUAAAAAAAGGGAUGCUUAAAAUGAACAACGUAACUAUUACAAAAUAUUAUAUAUAGCGUUAUUGAGGAUUUCAGUGGCGGAUCCUGGAUUUGCAAACUUGCAAACUUUUUGAAGAUGUAUCCUCCCAAACAGAUUUACUUUCCGGUUGGCUUAUUGUAUUUUUUCUUCCUAUCCUUCCUAUGUUAGCUAUAUGACGGACUUUUAUCAAAUUUAACAUGUAAUUCUGAAAUGUUAAAAAGUGACAUAUACCGGAGUAAAAGAGAAUAUGAUCAAAAAUACUGAAGCUGUAGUUAUAUUGCUAUUAUUUCGUUAUAUUUCGCUUUCAGUAAACAUAACAUAUACGGUAGUAAAUUAAAAUGGAACAUUAACUUAAGAUUUCUUCAAUUAUUUUUAUUUUUCUAAAAUUCGGAAAGCUUUGUAUAUACAAUGCUCCCAUGGGAACGACCUGGGAGCGACAUGGGUGUAGAAACAUCGGCUUACCGAAGUUGGCUUCCUUUCUCGUUAUUUUUUUUUUGCUUCCUUUCGGGAAGCCUUAUUUAUAAUAUAGAAUUUAAAGAAUUUCGAAGGGCAAUUCAAAGUGAAUCUCACACACUAACUUGGAAAACCUAUAUUUUUUAAAGUAUUAAUCCGAUCGAUUUGACAUUUUAUGCAGACAUAAAGAAAUACAACAAACACUUUAUUUUAAAAGUGAAAGCCCUUACUUUCCCAUUAAAUGUUUUCAAGUUCCCUAAACUUUAAAAUCAGGGUGUAAAGUAAAAACUUGAUUACAAAACUUGAUUACUACUUAAUUCUAUGACAACUGAAAGUGAGAAAAGUCCAGCCUUUCUAGAAGAAAUUACUCAUCGCAAAUCUAGAAAAACCAAGAAACAACCAUCAAUAAAUUUUGUCCAGCUAUACGCUCCCCGUCUUCUGGUUAAUGAAUUGUGAGAAAGACCGGUACUUAAAAAACCUUGGCAUGGUGAAAUGUACAUGUUUAUGAUAAAAAUUGUGAGUAUGCUCGGCUUUAAUAGCAGUGCAGAGAAGGUUGGAGUUUAUGGAUAUUUGAGAGUGCAGAAUUUGCUGUUUUAUAUGUAUAGCCACGCCGUUUUGCCGAAGUAUUAUGAGGAAAGUUCUUAAAGUACCCUUUACUUAUUUUAAGUUUGACAACAUAUAGGAAAAGAUAAUAAACCAAAAAAAGGUUUUAUUGCUGUAACAAAGCAAAUAAAAUAUAAAUAUAACCGAAAUUAAAACUUACAGAGGACAUGAGAGAGUUCGAGAAUGAGUCGGUGACUUGAUCAAGAAUAAUUAUACUUUUUACUCUACGAGUAGCGGGUAUUAAAACGACAAGUGUGCCAUUAAGGCGUAUUUGUUUUAAAUAUGGUAAACAGAGUAACGGGUUUCUUCCUUGUUUUUCGUUAGCUAUAUAAUUUUAAUUUUGCCUUUUUGUUUAAAUAUUUUUUUUUUAAUAAACUAAAUUUUAAAUACGAUAUAUAUUAUAAAUAAAAUACUUACUCUUUCCUUUAAGGAGAAAAAUGAAAACACUUCUAAAGAAAAAUUCAACAUCGAUGUACAAAAGAACUAUUUUAGAACCAGUCGACAAAAAUAUAAAGAGUUUGGAGAAUUUGGUAACACAUUACAGCGAUUUAAAGGCGUAUAUGAUACAACUGGUAGCUAAAGAAUUAAUUUAAUAUGCAUAUAUAUAUGUAUAUAAUAUGGUUAAUAAACGUAUUAAAAUGUU